Lineus longissimus is the source of this 5885-nucleotide messenger RNA. RefSeq lists its product as uncharacterized. The transcript is spliced from 4 exons. NCBI's taxonomy places the organism in Eukaryota, Metazoa, Nemertea, Pilidiophora, Heteronemertea, Lineidae. Bases 3664 to 5445 code for a protein of 593 amino acids. The record is from RefSeq and is a predicted model, not a curated record.
CAGCAGGUGAAUUCAAGAGAAAAGUAUCUGAAUUACGAGCGAGAAUAUUAGCAAAGACAAAAAGUAAUGGCUUUUGUUUGAAGAGGGGGGGUAACAUACGGGUUUGUUAAAGUAAGUUUUUUGGAUAAGCCGGUCACAAUGACGGCACACCGGGCAAUGUUUUUGUGUGACCAUGAUGAAUUGAAAUUCAAAACUGGCGCAGGUUAUCAUAUAAGUCAUCUUUGUCAUAAUCCUCUGUGCGUGAAAGUCGAGCACUUGACAAUAGAAAGAGGAAGGGUCAAUCAAAGUAGAAAAAGGUGCAAUGCCAAGAAAGUCUGUGCAGGCCAUGGCAACCGCCCUAAAUGCAUUUUUCCUGGUAAGCUAUAUGUUGAAGUUGAAAGAAAAUAUCAUUAUAUUGAAUUGACAUUUGAAAGUUUUCUUACCGCGAUGGCAACCUCUUGGAUGUCUUGGUGGCUGGUUGGAUCUUGAAGGAUCGCCGAAAGUAGGAGUGGUCGUAGUUUCUGCUGUUUGGGUCGAGACAUUUCCACUCUGGUACAGGCGGUCUGUCUCGUCGUGCAACAGCCUUCUUGACAGCCUUCCUUCGCAAGUCCGGCAUUGUUAUCAUCACAUGUUUCUUGUAGUCACCACCCCUGGUUUUGUUUUUCUUUUUCGUGAAGUAAUCUGUUGCCCUGAUGUUUUUCAAAACACCAGCUAACUUCUGGUGUCUAGCACUCCGUUGGUACCUGACUGUGUACUGCCUGUUCAUUGCAAUUCUGUCCAGCGCUUUCAUUGGGCGGCAACAAGUAUCGACUUCGAUGUUGAACCACUUUAGUUUCCGUCGCCCGCUCUCGGCUAUGUUAUGGUUCAUUCUGUGGGCUGCUGAAUGGAUACGAGGGGUUGAGUUCCUGCUCCUGGUCACAAUCUUAGGAUCGCUGGCCGACAGACCUCGAUUCUUGGACUCAACCCCCUGGGUUGUCACGCCAAGACUCAGCUGUCGCAACGCUCCUUUACUAAGGCAUACCUCCAAAACGAGAUGUACCAAGUUCUUGUCAAUCACUGUCAUUUUAAACUUGGGAAUCUCACCGUAAGAUGACCAUCGUGUUGAUUUGUGCCACCAAGAACCAGUUGUGCCUGAGCACAGUGAGAAUUCGUUCUGUGGACAACCAGUGCAGUCACCACCAUAACAGUUCACAACACAGGCAACAGUGUCAUACAGGUAUCCCAUGAUCCUGUCGAGAUCACCGUUGCAGCGCUUGAAUAGAGAUUGCAAAAUCUUGGAUGACCUUACCCUAAGAUCAUUCAGAAACGUUGUUUUUAACAGUGUUCUCUCCUCAGCAGUACGUCCCGGGAACAUACCUUUACUGAAUUCAGCUCUAUGUCCUGCACGCGUCUGGGCUUGAUGCAAAUGUAUAGAGUCAAGUUGAUGCUUCACCGUGAACAAGCCGCCGAAGAGCUUUUUUGUUGCAUCAGUUAACCCUUUGAAUGAACUGGAAUCACCAUCUGUAGUCAAAUGUUCUACAUGUAGGCCCUGUUUCUCAAAAGUCUCGGCAAAUGCAACCCCAAGAUCAUAUUCUCUGAAUGCAUCUGCUUCAGGAAAGUUAGCCGUGCACUUCGAGUGUCGUUCGUCAACGUUUGUGCCAGUGGCACCACAUUUAACUUCAAAACCUUUCGCCCGCAUUGCAGCCCCUAUCCAGCAGAGUUUUGUUUUAACCUCAAUGUCAAUGAUUUUGUGUUCAUCUGUCACAUUUUCAACACAUAAUCCAGUCAUUGUGCUCGCACAACGGCCCAUCUUGUUCCUCGAAGUGAGGUGUAAACUAUUAUAGCGUCCAUCAGCUUGGACAUUGAUUCCUGUGUCGUCCUGAUUUCUUAGGCGCAGUAUCCUUUUCAAGUUCUCGCGUAUGUCUGCCAUAUCGGCCACAUUCAUUUUAACUGUUUCAUCACCAACCUUAUUUGCCUGCUUUUGCAUGAUACUCCUACAGGGGGGCGGGAUUCCCAUCAUGCUCAGUAUGUAACUCAUACUCUCGUUGCCAAUCAUUGUGUCCUGCAACGCAAUCUGUAAUGCAACAUUUGGAAGAGCGGCUUUUCGUCCGCGCUUGCCAGUGUCUAUGUCCUCAAAAAGUUUAUACAAUUUCGAAUAAAAACCACAGUUUUUACACACCACAGUGACUGAACAACACACCCCCUGCUUACGUACCUCUCCAUAUUUGAAUAUCGGCUGACAGUUCACGUGAUAUUCGCUAUGGGCCCUGUUAACGUCGUUGAGCACAUCCAUCAGUUUGGUUGUCUGAACAACGAAACUCUCGUGAUCAUGCUCCAUGGUCUCAUCUGGUAUCUCCAUCUCAUCAUCAGUGUCUUCUUUCAUGUUCAGCCGUAGUAAGUUGACAUUCUUGGCAGUACGGUUAUUAAUAUCCGGUAUGUGUCUUUUGCCGUCGUGUCCCAUCGUUGUGACCUGUCCGUACUCCUGGGGCGUGAGUCGUCUCCAUGCGGGUUGUAGGCCUACUUCUCGUUCGUCGUCGCUCACCACCUCGACACCUCCACUCCGCACGUGUCCGCUCUUGAACAUUGUUCUCAUUGCUGCAUUCGAUGCCCUAGGGCACCUCGGACCCCGUUUUCCUAUCAAUCUCCUCGCCUUUGUCCUCAUCUUGUCUUGUCUUUUCGUAACUUGUCUCUCUUUGCUUAAAAUCGUACUCCUAGGAGAUGUCUAUUUCGGGAUGCUUCCUUCAACAGACUGAAAAUACACAAGAAAGGACAAGAGAUUACAAAAGGGUGGAUGUUGAUAGGACAAUAGCAAUGACAAUGGUUGCUGUUGUGGAAGUGUCAGACUUGGAUGUGACAGACAAGGAGAUAACAUAUGGGUUAAUCUUUUUCUCAUUUCACACCUUACUAACAAGCUUUCCAUGCUUAUAAUGCAUCAUAUAUUUGUUGUUUUUCAAAUUUCAGACAAAGUUAAUAUUGUUCGAUUUGAAAUUUUGACAUUUUCAGCAUGAUACCACUGUCACAACCUUGGAACAUCCUUUAAAAAGACAACUUUUUUCCAAAAAAUUGAAAUUUUUGAAUAUUUGUCAUGAAUUAAAAUUGUUUCAAAUUCCUAUUUCAGAUUGACUGUAGACCACUGGUGAUUUGUCGAAGAUUCGGUACCAUUCGAUUAAGAAUUCUACGAGUUAAUGAGCUUAACUUGAAGACAGUCUGUAAACAAUUUGAAGACGAAAUAUAAGUUUCACUACCUGACGCAUUCUUUGAUGGCGGGCAUUUUAAAUAACUGGAAAUGGCUUGGAAAAUCAAUUGUGGUCUUGUCUCUCCUCGAAUAUUGCCAGGUGUUUAAACGAACGUUGUGCCAUAAAUCUUGGUGGUAUCACUUCAAAUGAGGAGUUUGCUGGACUGAUAGAAGACUAUUUUGGGGAUGAGGAUCCAGGAAGUGACUUUGAAUCGGAGGAGAAUGUGUUAUAAGCAGAGUCCGUAGUGGUCGAAGAUGAUGGUGAUGAACCCCUUGUUGUCGUGGAACCCCAGGCAGAAAGCAUAGCAAAAGUACGUCGUGAUUUUGCAACACGUGGAGGUCAAGACUUCCAUUCAUCUGCUGGUAAUUGUGACGCCAAACUGCAUGCUCCCUUCUCGUGUAAAUGCAAGUUUUCCGCCGGAGAACCAUGCUCCCGGUCCUUCGACACCGAUGAACUUUCAUUGCUACGGAUGCAACAUCUUGAGCUUGAUAACAAAGAACUUGACUUUAUUCUGCUGGGCCAAAUCCGAAGUAACCUUCAUCGUUCCGAUGAAACAGUCAAAUCGAAAAAGAAGGAGCAGAAAGCGCGUGUGUUGUACAGAUUGGACUACUUCUACGAGCAUCGCAAGAUCUGCAAGGAGACAUUCAUGUUCAUUCAUGGGAUAAACAAAGACAGACUUUCUAAUGUGAUGCACCAUUAUGUGAACAAUGGUGUGGUUGAACGCAUCCACAAGAACAAGGGAAAACAAGUGAAGCAUGCAUUGACUGUCCCAUAUAUUGAACGUGUAGUAACAUUCAUAAACAAUUUUGCCGAAGAAAAUGCAGUACUCUUGCCGGGUCGAAUCCCGGGUUACAAGAGGGAUGAUCUCAGACUUUUACCUUCAUCGGUCAGCAAGGCGGGCGUGUACCGUCUUUAUUCAAGAUCCGUUGUCGCACAGGGAGAUAAGGCUGUGGGUGACAAGACAUUCUAUCGGCUGUGGAAAGAAUACGUUCCAUACAUUCUUCCAAUGAAGCCGCUGACUGAUCUUUGUUGGACGUGCCAGCAGAACAGCAAGCUGCUGUUGAAGUCUGUCAAUCGGACAACUACAGAAAAGUCUGACGCCCUAAAAACAGCAGAGCAACAUCUCUUGGAUGCCACUACAGAAAGAAGCCUGUACAAUGCCAAGGUGAAAGACUGCAAAGAUGCCCUUGACCAGCACAGCAUCACUGACCUGAACCGUCCUGGGAACAACAUACCAGAUUCAUCAGUUGAGGCUGAGGUUCAUUACAGCUUUGACUUCGCCCAGCAGAUCCAUUAUCCACACGACCCGAUGCAGCCAGGACCCAUUUUCUUCAAGACGCCGAGAAAAUGUGGUGUAUUUGGGAUGAUGACAGAAGGCAUACCCAAGAUGGUGAUCUUCUUGCUGGAUGAAGCCACCAACGUCGGCAAGGGUGCGAACUGUGUAAUCUCUCUGUUGGAUUUCUUCUUUGACAAUUACGGUUUGAAGGAAACAGUGGCCCAUCUUCAUGCAGACAACUGUUCUGGUCAAAACAAAAACAAUGCGAUGGUGCAGUACCUGUCUUGGCGAGUGCUGACUGGCCGACACUCUGGGGUCAAGUUGUCGUUUAUGUUGGCAGGGCACACCAAGUUUGCCCCAGAUUCUAUGUUUGGUCUGUUCAAACGAAAGUUUCGAUCAACGAAGGUGGACUGCCUGGCUGACAUAGAACAAGUUGCCGUUGAUGCUUCCCCACGCGAAGUUCUCCUCACACAGCUCUGUGGCAAUGAAGCUGGAGAUGUCAUUGUCCCUGUCAGGCAAUGGGACACUUACCUGAGCCAGUUCUAUCGAAAGCUGCCAGAGAUCAAGCCGCUCCACCACAUCGAGUUCCUCCAGGAUGGCUCUGUCAAUCGCUACAUGAGUGAAUCUAACACUGUCAGUCAGAACAUUCUCAAAUGUGAUCGUGCUGAUGUUGGGCAGGGGAAACCUGAGGUCAUUGUUCCGAAAGGUUUAAAUGAGCAACGUGUUGCGUACCUGUACAACGAUAUCCGAGAGUUUGUGUCGGACGAGUGCAAGGAUCUCGUGUGCCCAAAACCAGCUGCUGCAAUGGAUGUUGAUCAACAACGUGAUGGUCCUCCUGAGGAUGUACUUCCAGUUCCGGUGCCACAAGUCGCUACUCCAACUCCUGGUCGAGGCCGAGCUGCUCCAAAUCGUGGACGGGGUCGUCCUAAGAAGACACCAAGAGGCCGUGCUGCAAAGAGGCCUAGGACAGAAUAGACUGUUUCCGCUAUUUGUAGACUUUAGGCGUGGCUUACACUGUUGCCAUGGUAAUCAUUGAAAUUGACACUGGUACUAUCUUCUCUUGAAUUCUAGGCCACAUCUUUUAUCAGAAAUGGAAGUUAUAAGCCUGUAUUGUGUACUGUUAGAUUGAAAAAUUGUGAUCGCCUUUACAUGUAGGCGUGGCGUGGUGUACACUGUUGCUAUGGUAACCAUUGAAAUUGACAGUACUAAAAUUAUCACCUCUUAAUGCUGAGCCACAUGGUUUUAAUCUUUAUCAGAAAUGGAAGUUAUACUAUAGUAAGCCUGUAUUGUGUACAUCCUGUAUGAUAGAAGAAUUUUGAUAGAGUUUAGGCCAGGCGUACACUGUUGCCAUGGUAACCAUUGAAUUGACACUAUAGCCCUGACUAUAGUAGCAUAUCUUGUAUACUUAACCAUUA